Lactuca virosa is the source of this 3373-nucleotide messenger RNA. Lineage: Eukaryota; Viridiplantae; Streptophyta; Magnoliopsida; Asterales; Asteraceae. The record is from the annotation of a GenBank genome assembly.
GGGCACGUUAGGGGCGUUUCCGCCACUUGCAAGCUACGAACAUCGAACCAAAUUUGCUUUGUUUACUUCCGGUUCAGGCCGACGCCCUAGAGGUAGACCCGAUUCCAAAGCACACAGUAAACGGCUGCAGUCUGUACUAGUGUACAUCGAUCAAUGGCGGUCGGCGGUAGUACUUAUUCGUCGGACGAUAUCGUAGUGAAGUCGCCGAACGAUAGGCGGUUAUACAGAUACAUACAGCUGCCGAACGGCCUCUGUGCUUUGCUUGUGUAUGAUCCUGAUAUUUAUAUGGACGGGCCACCGGAAAGUGCCAGGCCUGAUGAAAUCAGCGAUGAUGAUGCCGAUGAAGAAGAUGACGAAGACGAUGAGGAUGAAAGCGGAGAAGAAGAAGAUGAAGGAGAAGACGACGACGAAGACGAUGAUGAAGGCAAUGAAGGAAAAAAAUCAGCUAAGAGCAAUGCCCCUCAGACUAAAAAGGCUGCAGCAGCAAUGUGUGUAGGGAUGGGUAGCUUUUGUGAUCCUUUAGAGGCACAGGGUCUUGCACAUUUUCUUGAACACAUGCUUUUCAUGGGGAGUGCAGAAUUUCCAGAUGAAAAUGAGUAUGACAGUUACUUGUCCAAGCAUGGGGGCUCCUCGAAUGCAUACACAGAAGUGGAGCAUACUUGUUACCAUUUUGAAGUUAAACCAGAAUUUCUCCAGGGUGCUCUGAGAAGAUUUUCCCAGUUUUUUAUUUCGCCACUUGUGAAGAACGAAGCAAUGGAUCGAGAAGUACAGGCUGUAGAUUCAGAAUUUAAUCAGGCUCUGCAAAGUGAUGCUUGUCGACUUCAACAAUUACAAUGCCACACAGCAGCACCUGGUCAUGCUUUCAACCAAUUUUUUUGGGGGAACAAGAAAAGUUUAGGUGAUGCAAUGGAGAAAGGAAUCAACCUAAGGGAUCGAAUCUUGAAAUGUUACAAUGACUUUUACCAUGGUGGAUCAAUGAAGUUAGUUAUCAUCGGGGGAGAAACUCUUGAUGUUCUUGAAAGUUGGGUUCUGGAGCUAUUUAGCAAAGUCAAAAGCAGCAAUGCUUUAAAGUCAGAAGUCAAAUCAGGACUCCCCAUUUGGAGUCCAGGAAAAAUUUAUCGUUUAGAAGCUGUUAAAGAUGUCCAUAUUCUUGAUCUAUCAUGGACAUUGCCAUGUCUUCGAAAAGACUACACAAAAAAAGCAGAAGACUAUUUGGCACAUCUCAUUGGGCAUGAGGGCAGAGGAAGCUUACUUUUCUUUUUAAAAGCAAAAGGGUGGGCAACUUCUAUAUCUGCUGGUGUUGGUGAUGAUGGAAUGCAUAGAUCUUCAAUAGCAUAUGUUUUUGGCAUGUCUAUUUACCUCACUGACUCUGGCCUUGAAAAGAUAUAUGAGAUCAUUGGUUUUGUAUAUCAAUAUCUAAAGUUACUGCAACAAAACUCUCCCCAAGAAUGGAUAUAUAAAGAACUUCAAGACAUUGCAAAUAUGGAUUUUACAUUUGCUGAAGAACAACCCCAAGAUGAAUAUGCUGCAGAGCUUUCAGAAAAUUUGCUUAUUUAUCCACCGGAGCACAUUAUAUACGGGGAUUAUGCAUACAAAGUGUGGGAUGCAGAACUGAUCAAACAUGUUUUGAGUUUCUUCACACCAGACAACAUGAGGAUUGAUAUAGUAUCAAAGUCCUUCAAUAAGUCGCAAGAUGUCCAAAGUGAACCAUGGUUUGGAUCACAGUAUAAAGAGGAAAGUAUUCCUCCAUCCAUGUUGGAAUCAUGGAAGAAUCCUCCAGAAAUAGAUGUUGCAUUACAUCUACCUGCAAAGAACGAAUUCAUUCCAAAAGACUUUUCCAUUCGUGCAAACGGGGUAAUGUGUGAUUCCGCCGAUGCAUCUCCUCCGGAAUGCAUAAUUGAUGAGCCAUUGAUGAAGUUCUGGUACAAGCUCGAUACGUCAUUCCGAUUCCCACGUGCUAAUACUUAUUUCCGUGUUACACUUAAUGGUGCUUAUCAUGGCUUAAAAAAUGUCCUCUUGACUGAGCUUUUUCUUAACCUUCUAAAGGACAAAUUAAAUGACAUUGUAUAUCAGGCAAGUGUGGCUAAGUUGGAAACUUCUAUAUCACUUGUUAGUGACAAAUUAGAGCUAAAGGUCUAUGGCUUUAAUGACAAGCUUCCAGUUCUUCUUUCCAAAGUUCUGGAAACUGCCAAAUCGUUUUUGCCCACUGAUGAUCGCUUUGUGGUAAUGAAGGAGGAUAUGGAGAGAAAUUUAAGAAAUGCCAACAUGAAGCCGCUAAAUCAUUCGUCUUAUUUGAGAUUACAAGUUCUUUGUAAAAGUUUCUGGGAUGUUGAUGAGAAACUUGAAUUGCUAAAUAAUCUCUCCUUGGCUGAUUUAAAAGAUUUUAUUCCCGAAUUAUUCUCCCAGUUGUAUAUCGAAGGGCUUUGCCAUGGGAAUUUACUUGAAGAAGAAGCCAAAACCCUAUCAAAUAUAUUUAAAAAAUAUUUUGCUGUACAACCGCUUCCAUUUGAGAUGAGACACAAAGAGAGCAUUUUAUGUUUUCCUCCUAGUGCAGACCUAGUUCGAGACGUUCCAGUCAAAAACAAGCUUGACACAAAUUCUGUCGUUGAGCUUUAUUAUCAGAUUGAACCAGAAGAUGCUUCCAACUUGUCCAAAUCAAAAGCACUGGUUGAUCUCUUGGAUGAAAUUGUUGAAGAACCACUUUUCAAUCAACUGAGGACAAAGGAGCAGCUUGGUUAUGUAGUCGAUUGUAGCCCUCGGGUAACAUACCGCAUAUUAGGUUUCUGUUUCCGUGUCCAAUCUUCUGAAUAUACUCCUAUAUAUCUUCAAGGGAGAAUCGAUAAUUUCAUCAACCAACUCCAAGAUUUAUUGAGUGCACUUGAUGACGAAUCUUUUCAGAAUUUCAAAAGCGGCUUAAUUGCAAAGCUUCUAGAGAAAGACCCUUCUCUCACUUACGAAACAAAUAGAUAUUGGGGUCAAAUCACAGACCAGAGGUAUAUGUUUGAUUUGUCUGCAAAAGAAGCGGAAGCUGUAAAGUGUCUUGAAAAGAGGGAUGUUAAGGAGUGGUACAAUACUUAUUUGAGGAAAUCAUCUCCAAACCGUAGAAGGCUUGCUGUUCGGGUGUGGGGUUGCAACACCAAUAUAAAAGAGGCCAAUCAGGUAUCGACACCUGUCCAGGUAAUAAACGACCCUGUUGCUUUCAAGGCGUCAUCGAUGUUUUACAAUGCAUUUUGUUAACACAUUUGGAAGGAGGUUGUUUUCGACUUAUAAGUAUAAAACCACUUUGAGGACCAUGGUUUUAUUCAGAAAAUGUAAGCUUCGAUUUUUUUAGAUGAAUAAUUGUCUGUGUAACUACAAGGGAAGUACUUGUGAG